ACUGGGGAUGGUGAGGACAAUGUGAUCAACAAGUUGCUGCCCACUACUUUGUGAUCAACAAGAUAAUAGUGAGCAUCAAAGGGACUUAUUUGUAGGAAUGAACUUUGAUGAGGAUAAUGAGCUCCCACUGCUUUGUGAUCAAUAAAAUAAUAGUGAGCAUUAAAAGGACUUAUUUGUAGGAAUGAACUUUGAAUCUGAGGAUAUUGUGUAUCAAUUUUACAGUACAUAUGCCCAACGAAAAGGUUUUAGCAUUUGUCUUGAGAGGCCAAGAAAGGACAAGGACACUCAUUUGAGUAUGCAAGAUUAUGGUUGCUCAAAAGAAGGCAAACAUGAUCCAAAUUAUGCAGGAAGAAUUCAUCAUCGACCAAUAACAAGGGAAGGAUGCAAAGCAAUGUUAAGGGUACGCAGGAUGAAAAAGAGAAAGUGGGUUAUAACGAAAUUUGUUGAGGAGCACUCCCACAAGUUUACAUCGCCAUCAAAGGUACAUCAUUUGAGAUCACAUCGGAGCAUCCCAACAGCUACUAUGAACUUGAUUAAAGCGAUGUCUUCAGCAAUGUUUGAUGUGCAUAAAAUUAUACAAAUUUUAACAGAAUAUGUGAAUGGGUCAAAUACUCUGGGCUUCACUCAAGUAGAUGUCGAAAACUUUAUCUAUAACACCCGUAGAAAGGCGAGUGUUAGAGGGAGGGAUGGGGAGGCUCUUUUAACCUACUUUCAUGAGCAUGUUGAGCCGAACCCAUGGUUUUUUUAUAAAAUACAACUUGAUGAAGUAUAUAAGGUAUGUAAUAUGCUAUGGAUUGACUCGCGAUCAAGGAUAUCAUAUAAGUACUUUGUUGAUGUAGUUAUUUUUUAUACAACAUGUAAGAUAAAUGCAUAUCACAUGCCUAUUGCCGCCAUUAUUGGAGCAAACCACCAUGGAAAUAAUAUAGUCUUUGGUUGUACACUAAUUAGGUAUGAGACAACAUAGUCUUUUAGUUGCUUGUUUGGCCAUUGGCUAGAAGCUAUGCAGGGUCGAGAACCAGGUUGCAUCAUUACUGAUCAAGACGCAACUAUGGCUGCUGCAAUUAAAGAAGUUCUUCCAAAUGCACGGCAUCGAUUAUAUAGAUGGCACAUUUCACAAAAGUUUCAAGAAAAAUUGGGUCAUGUUGAACAAAAAUACCCAGGGUUCUUAUACGAGCUACAUAGAGUCACUACUGAUUAUAAUGAGACAAUUAAUGAUGUUGAGGACCGUUGGUCCAGAAUGCUCCAAAAAUAUGAGCUCGAGGGGAAUGAAUGGUUGGACAUAAUAUACGGAUGUCUUUCUCAAUGGAUUGAUGUGUAUAUGAAGGAUACAUUUAUUGCCGGUACACGGUCUAGUCAAAAGAGUGAAUCUAUGAAUAGUUUUAUUAAACAAUAUAUAAAUUCACACACCAAUUUUUCAGGAUUUGUAAAGCAAUGCCAAAAAGCAAUUGUUCAUUUAUAUGAAAAAGAGAAUAUGAUGGACUUCAAGAGCACUGAAGGUAUUCCAAUGAUGAGAAUGACAUCCCCCUAUGAAAAACAAGCUGUUAAGUUAUACACCCAUGGUGUACUUAGGAAGUUUGUUGAAAAAAUUCAAAAGAUACCUCACAUGGUUGUAGAGUCUAUUGAAGUUGAGGGACCAAAUACCACGUAUAGGGUGUAUAAAUAUGAUGCGAAUCGACUACAAUAUAAAGUAGUAUUCAAUGAAUCAGAAAUCAUAGCAAUUUGUACAUGUUGCUUGUAUGAACAUGAUGGUAUUCUUUGUGCACAUGUCUUAAAGGUUUUUUAUUAUAAGAAUAUUAUGCUCAUCCUCGAGCACUAUAUCAUGAGAAGAUGGACUAAGGAAGAGAACAAAGGGAUGGUAUCAGAUGACGAUGGGGUUCAAAUUAAGGCUAAUAAUAAGGAGUCUCAAAUUGCUCGUUACGAUGAUUUAAGUAGAGUUGCCUUUAAAGUUGUAUCAAAAGGAUCAGUUAGUGAAAGGCUCUGGGAAUUUACAAAAAAUAUUAUUAUGGAAUGUAAUAAAAAAGUGGAGAGGAAGAGAUUGGAAUAUGAAAAAGAGGCAACUUAUUCGAAUCAAGGUAGCAUUAUAAAAGAUGUCAUGCCUAGUAAUAAUUACACACCAUAGACUGACCCAAGCAUCUUUAUACUUGAACCACAAUGUGCUCGAACAAAAGGGCAGUCUGGCACUGUAAGAAAGAAAGCACAAUGCGAGGAGAAGACAAGCACGAGGAAGUGUUCUGUUUGCCAAAAUGUAGUGCAUGAUAUGCGUACUUGUCCAACUUUUCAAGCUCAUGGGUUCUACAUGGAAAUUCCCACAAUGGAACCUGAAGCUGAGCGAAACAAUAUAUAGACUUUGCUAUGUACACCAUUCGCUUUUUU
Amborella trichopoda is the source of this 2373-nucleotide messenger RNA. Lineage: Eukaryota; Viridiplantae; Streptophyta; Magnoliopsida; Amborellales; Amborellaceae. The record is from RefSeq and is a predicted model, not a curated record.